AACAGUGUCACAUCUCGUAAAGUAUUUCAAGUAUUUCAUAUAGAAUUUCAAAGCAUUUGGCAAACAAACAAAAAAUGAGAAACAACAAUGGAUCGACAGCAGAAUUCAAAUUGGUUAUUUCAUACAUUACGUUGGACUAUUUUCCUUAUUAUUGGCAUUUGUUUCCUUUUUAAUUUCCUCGAUUUGCUGACCUAUUGCAAAAUGAUAAGCGAUUAUUGGUGGUGCAAGGAAUGCAUUUUUGUUACCUAUGAUUUUUGGGCAUUGGCAGCUACCCUAAUACUUCUGAUUAUGUCAAUAAUUGCCAUAUUCCUGGUUAUCCGGCAAUCGCCACAGGCUCUGCGCAUUUUUGUAGUACCUUUAUUUCUGGCCAGUUGGGUGCAAUUUAUGCUAAUUAUGCUUAUCGUUAUGCAAUUUCCCAUUGUCAAUGAAGUGUCCAAGUUGAGACGCAAUGCAGCCAGUUUAAAUCAUUAUGAAUCCAAGUAUUUGUGUUGUGGGGAAUUCGGACCCAAUGAUUAUAUUAAAAACUCUGGCAAAGUGCCAAGCAGCUGCUAUAAGAAUCAAACCAUGAGAAGCCGCGAUAUGCAUGUAGAUGGAUGUCUGACCAAGACAUAUGAAGCCUCUACACCUGUACGGAUUGAAAUGCUGACGCCAAUAUUUCAGUUUAUAUUGGUAAUUGCAUUGAUUUUAUAUCGAUGGCAUCUGAUAUAUAUAAACGCGCCCAUACGCUCCUUAAGAUCCUUGAGCAAUUUGCAUCUUCAUCCCUAAGCAGCAAAUUGCAUUUGCAUUUGCAGUUGCCCAGAUAAAUUGGAUGCCAGCAAGACUCAAAAAAAAAAAAGGACUCGACCGCUUACAUACAAA
Drosophila willistoni is the source of this 858-nucleotide messenger RNA. RefSeq names its product protein late bloomer. The transcript is spliced from 5 exons. Gene Ontology annotation, cellular component: membrane. The coding region runs from base 88 to 765 and encodes 225 amino acids. The record is from RefSeq and is a predicted model, not a curated record. Lineage: Eukaryota; Metazoa; Arthropoda; Insecta; Diptera; Drosophilidae.